AUGCAACCAUCUUCUAAAUGUCGAGGCCUCGGAGGCCGAGUGGUCUAUGUAGUUACUACUGUAAUCACUAGCCAGUCAACACUGAGAUUCAAUAAGAGUAACAAACUUAUUGAAAUUAAUGAUAGUAAUAUGAUAGUUUGUUAUCCAACAUCCUCAAAAUCCAGGCAGGGUAACUAUGAUUCAGUAUUGGACGGUGACAGUCCUGUCGAGACAUCAAAGAGUAACGGAUGUGAUCAUGAUGAGAUUGAAAUUGAGAUUAAUAAAGAAAGCAUGUUUAAUCAAAAGAAAGGAGACGAAAACAUCAAUACACUAUCAAUACAAAUGGAAGGUUAUGUGUAUGCUUCGGUAGGCAGUCCAAAAAAUAAACAAACAGCAGAAAACAAAAAAUCUGCUAAUCAACAGGAAGACGACUUGUAUGAUGAGUCAAAGGAAGGGAUUUAUGAUACAUCUGGAAAUAGGCGUCACAAAGAAAUCCAUACGGCUGGAAAUUAUUAUUCAACUGAUCACCUCAAAAAAGAAGAUAGCAAAUCGGGAUUAGAUAUGGAUCUUAUUGAUCCGCAGAAAGCAGGAGGAAGAAAACCAUCUACUAAUGUAACAAACAAUACUCUUGGAAAUGCUGGAUAUGAAGAUGUUGAUUUGGAUAAUACCGGUAUGAAGUUCAAACCACAGAAUAACGAGGAAACAAUUGAUAAGGUUAAUCAGCAAAAUGAUGAACACUUCAAGAAACAGAAGGAAGACACGGAUAAAGGAGAGGAUAAUUCGACUACACCAUUUGAAAGUGCUGUAUAUUCUUUGGUUAGCAAACUUAAAAAUAAACAAACUACAGAAAACAAAAGUCCUGAUGAUCAACAGGAAGACAACUUGUAUGAAGAAUCAAAGAAAGGGAUUGAUGAAACAUCUGGAGACAAGGAAAACCACGCUGCCGAUCAUGAUACAACUGAUACAUCUGAGCAUAUUGAAAAACAGCAAACCAUUGGUGAUCUUGAAUCUUCAAUCAAAUCUAAUCAGACAGGAUCGUACAUCAAUCCAGUACUUGAAUUAGAAGAAGUAGGCCCCUGCUCUCCUCCACUUCGAUCUUUUGGUGGAAUUCAUGAUGGUAGACAAAUAAAUCGAAACAGUGAACAACAGUGA
This is a messenger RNA of Mytilus trossulus (common blue mussel), 1131 nucleotides long. RefSeq names its product dentin sialophosphoprotein-like. The coding region runs from base 1 to 1131 and encodes 376 amino acids. NCBI's taxonomy places the organism in Eukaryota, Metazoa, Mollusca, Bivalvia, Mytilida, Mytilidae. The record is from RefSeq and is a predicted model, not a curated record. The transcript has 6 exons.